Molecule: messenger RNA, 7888 nt
Organism: Linum trigynum
Lineage: Eukaryota; Viridiplantae; Streptophyta; Magnoliopsida; Malpighiales; Linaceae
Source: the annotation of a GenBank genome assembly
AGACCGGACUGUAUCCAAUCCAAUCUUUGGUCCUUAUAUUCUCGAAAAGACCGGACUGGAACCAGAUCAAUUUGGUCCAAUUUAACCGGACCGGACCGUAUAACCACCCCUAACGUCAACCACACCGUGAGUCCGUGACACUUGCAAACAAACAAACAAACUGCGCAGUCAAAUCUGAUAAUUGGUCCAAUUGGCCCAACGUGGAGAUGUUUCCUUUUCGGUGCAGAUAAGCUUCAAAAUCCCCAUACUUACUCCUCCUCCUCCAAUCAAAUGCGCCAGCCAUCCCACCAUUCAGUAUCACAACAACAAGCCUGCAGCAGAACCUACUCACUCUAUAUUAUUACGUGCCUUAGUAGCAUACCCUAUAUUGUAUUGUCGAGGUGGACAGUGGCAUAUAGCCCAUCAUUUCAUUCAAGGCGAAUCUGACGUAAAAAUAUAUAAAUAUAUAAAACGAUUUUAUAAUAUGCCGAAAGAAGUUAAUGCGCGUGCUAGAAAUUUCUCUACAACAGUGUCAGACAUUUCGGUUACAGUUCCGCGCGGUCAGAGCCUUAAUUCUGUGACCGAAAUGUCUUUAGUUGUGAUCUCGCGAUGACCUCCGUCUAUAUUCUGUGAAGCACACGGUACGAGGACCCGUGCAAAAUUUCAAACCCAUACGAGAAGGCCUUCACUUGGGGGAUUUGGGGGGGGGGGGGGGGAUAGUACGUAUAUGCAUAAUGGAACACCAAUAACUCAAGUUAUUUGAGACCGCGCGAACUGGUUCCUUGACAUGGAUCUAUAACUCGCGAGAGGCCUUCGAUCUCCUUCGAAUCUCAAUGACCCCAUCAGUUCCCUUAAGCACAUGACCGUGUUCCGUACCAGUAUAUAUAUGCGCAAACUCCAGGCUCAUGAUCGUGACCAUUCGUUUUGAGGGAACGCGUGUCAUCAUUGAAUAAUUAUAUACAAUUCAUAACCGAAACUCUUCCACAACUAAAACUCUACUCAUUCGAAUCAACCCAUUCUCGACGCCAGCUUCUUCGAGUAUUAUGGAUUCGAUACAAAAUAUUAUUAUUAUUAUUAUUAUUAUUAUUAUUAUUAUUAUUUCUGAAGUCUUAACUUAGAGGCUGAGGUACUUCCACCAAGCCGGCUUGCCGACAGAAUUCAUUCAAUAUUUACACCCACCACCAGCUAGCUAGCCACCGGUCUCAUUUAAUUUACAUCAAACCCGAAUUUCCCCGCUCUAUAAAAACCCCACCUCGUUACGCUCUCAUCACUCCACACACUCCUAUAUAUCAUAUCAUGGCUGUUACCAAGUUGCAGGUUCUCGUGGCGCUGAUGGCGGUGGCGAUGGUGGCGGCGAGCGCGCAGCUGGGCCAAGCAGCUGUGACCUGCGGCCAGGUGGCGUCCAGCAUCGGCCCGUGCGUGAAUUACGUCAGGGGCAUGGGCCCGCUAACGGACGGCUGCUGCAACGGGGUCAAGGGCCUCAACUCGGUCGCCAGCUCCACGCCGGACCGGCAGGCGGCUUGCAACUGCUUGAAGUCCCUCUCCGGUCGUAUCCAAGGCCUCAAACCGGCCCUCGCCGCCGGACUUCCCGGCAAGUGCGGCGUCAGCAUCCCUUACCCUAUCAGCACAUCCACCGACUGCACCAAGGUCAGGUAAUGCUGCUCGAGGAGGCCGAUUGAUGCGUUCGUGGUCCGAGUGGUUUCGUUAAUUUACGUUUUGUGUCGCGAGAAGAAUAAAAGGGAAUGUUGUUGUUUGUGUAAAAGUACUACGUACUGUGUAGUGCUACCAGGCAUCGGUCCAUGUUAUAUAUGUUUGAUCUGGGUAAUACUAUAUUAUUAUCUAUGCGUUUUGUUGGGUUAAUUAUGGAGAGCUCGAAUUAGAAUCGAGACGGAUUGAGUUAAUUAAUAAACGACCGAAAUGAAUAUAACAUUAAGAAAUCGACAACGAGGUUGAAGAAUACCAGUUACAACAUUUCACAGCGAGCUCGAAAGAGCUCAUGGAUUGAGAGUUUGAUAAUGAUCAGUUUUGAUACUUGCUCGCAUGUGACAAGGGCCACAAGUCCACAACAAACCAUUAUAUAGGGAAAAGACAACUAGGACAAACUCAUUUUUCACACAAAUAUUCAUAAAUUCACUCAUGGUUGAUGAAAUUUUUAGUCACUGAUCAUUCACAUAAUCCGAUACGACAAUGUCAUCGACCACUCUUAAUUUCAUGGUUGAUGGAAUCAAAAAUAAUUUCUUGAUUAUUUUAAUUCAAAUAGCAGUUCUGUGGCAUUUUUUUAUCAUACUCUGUGACAUAUUAAAUUUCAUGAAUGAUUGAUUGAUGAGACUGUGUGAUUAGUUGAUGAAAUUCGAGAAACUAUAUGGAAGUAAUCGUUCAUUGUUGAAAAGAAAAUGAGAUUUUUCAUGAAAGAGAAAUUUAUAUGUCAAUAAUCCAGGCGAGUAUAUAUAAAUAAUUAGUGCGAUUCUAUGAAAAUCUUAGAUUAUAUAAACAUGUCAAAUUGAGUUGAUGUUAAUAACUCAAUAAAUUGGAAGAAUUUCCAAAAUUGAGCUUAUACGGCGGUCAUUCUUAUAAGCUGUCACGCUCACUACAAUGUGUAGCUAGCCGACACAAUAAUGAAUCUUUCAGGACCCUUAACGUAUGGUUCCCAUUCACUAGCAGACUCGACAAUUUAUCCACAAAUAUUCAAUCAUCCAAUAUCUCAUAAUAAGGGAAAUUUGGGGAUAAAGGAUAACCCGUAGCUAUUUAUAAUUACAUUUAUCUUAAAAUAAAUUAUAGUAUAAUGAAAAAUAUGUUCACUAAUUAGGGUAAAUACAAUUUAAUAUCCAAAUCUUUUAUUUUAAACAAUAUAAUAGCCAAACCUUUUCGAAAACAAUCUAAUAUCCAAAUCGUCAACUUUCUGUCUGUUUGAACGUUAGUUGACACUUCAAAAAAGUUCGAAGUACGACACUUCAUCAAUAUUCAUCGAUAUCUUCUCUGAAAAACCACCAGCAUAUCGUAGUUCCAAACCCGUGAAGUCCAUGACUCCACCAUGAUGGUAUAGAAUAUCUAAAUAUUCAGUCAUCUGCAAUGCCAAAACAAGAAACAAAGUUGUAUUGUGACAAUUUCCCCUAAACAAAACUUUUUUGAAGUGUCAACUAACGGUCAAACGAACGGAAAGUUGACGAUUUGGAUAUUAGAUUGUUUUCGAAAAGGUUUGGCUAUUAUAUUGUUUAAAAUGAAAGGUUUGGAUAUUAAAUUGUAUUCACCCUAAUUAUAAUCUCACACUCCAAUCUUAGAGACUACCAUCUUUUUUUUUUCUUCUUCUUUUUCCUAUACUCAAACUGCUAUAUUGAAGGUACAUUAAUUUCCCCCAAAUUUUAGGGGUGUUCCUGGACAAUGGACAUUCUAAACAUUCUUGACUUAUUAGGUCCACCAUUGAAGGAUUGUACCAAAAAAAAUUAGUAGUAGAAUAUUGUUAUGUCAAAAUUAUAAUUUAAUAAUGAUUCAAACGUUACAUACAACUAAAUAAACACCUAUCAAUGUAACUUACGAUUGGAAAUUUUUUCGGUCGGACCUGGUUUCACAAACACUAGUUCAACAACGAAUUUUAAGAGGACGAAUGUUUCAAAGUAAACGUGCCGCUAGGCCUUUUGUAGGCCUCUCGUACCAACUCUACUUUCGCCCAUUUGAGUUUAAUGAUAGGACACUAGUGGCCCAUCUUAUUGAUCAUAAAGCCCAAGUCUUAUAAGGGAUGGGCGACCCAUAGUGUUGUAAAUGAGUCAAGUUGGAUUUUGAACUAAUUUGGAUUUGAUCCGUUAACGAGUCGAGUCGAGUCAAACUGAGUUUGUUUACUAAAAUUUUGGCUUUUGUUUGACUCGAGUUUGGCUCAUCAAUGAGAUCACGAGCUCUAUUCUAGCUCAGCUCAUCAAUUAGCUCGUGAAAUCAAUUCAAGCUCCGGUAUCAUAUCAUUUAGUUCAUAACUUAUGAAUUAUCAACAAGCAAAUGAUAAAUUAUUAAUUGACUCACUCAUUAAUUACUAGUUAAGGUGGCUCGCUAACCAUAUCGUCAAGCGACCUAAUAGCUCGAAAUGAACUAUAGCUCAUGAGCCUUGCGAGCCAAACAAGGCUUACCUUAGACUCGAACAAGCUUUUCUCAAUCGAACUCCGAGCCGUUCGUGAUCAGUUUGAUUCAUUUGCAGCCUACCCACACAUAAUGUUUGGGGGAAACACUAUUAGUUCUCUAAUAGCAGUUUCCCAUUAAAAGUAUGUGUUUUUUAUAUUUUGAAUCCAAAAAUUUCUAACUAUUAUAUCAAAUAUUACAUUAUGUUAUGAAACUAAUGAAAAUAUAAACAACUACAAGAGAAGAUUAGAGAGGAAAAGACACAAGAGAAGAGAGGGGAAGAGUUCUUCUUAUUCAUUCUUCACUUUUGAUACAAUGGUGUGCUAUAUUUAUAGGCACACUUUGGUAACCACUACAUCCUUAUAUCAAUGCAUAUGAAUGAGAGAUCAUAAUGUAGAAAUAGGGGUUACAUGUAACUCCCAAGUGAGCAUCUAAUGUGGUAGGUCAUUGGUCAUCCAUAUAUCAAUAUUUACAUAAUACUCCCCCUUGGAUGACCACCAGAUUGCAUUACGCUAUAUCUUACUGCCUCAUUAAAAACCUUACCAGGAAAACCCAUUGGGAAAAAACCAUGGUUAAGGGAAAAAGAGUGCAGUGCGUAUAUGUUCGCCCUCAUGACCACAUCACUUCAGAUUAUUGAGUUGAUGAACUCAAAUUUCACGAACAACUUUUAGAAAGAUUGUUGUCGGGAGUGAGUUAGUGAACAAUCUUCUAGAUUGUCAAUUUGAUGCAUGAUCUUUAGAUUUUCUUCAUACAUGAUCGUCAGGACCAUUUCAUUUGAAAAUAGUUCACAACCACAAGUACUUGAGAUAUGGUGGAUCACAAACUGUAACGAAAGACAUUCGGGACAUGCCCAUUAUAGUUUGUUUUGUUUCUUUAUGAAACAUUUAUAUCACCAUAUGUAAGAGAUAGCUCGUCUCCGAUCAACCAAUAUAAGGAUCAAAUGAUAUAUAGGAUUUGGAUAUAUAGUUUACCAAAUCUCUCUUUGAUAAUACCAUAAUAGUACAAUCACAUAUAUUGUUCCUGGAGGUAACAAAGUAUUUUCCAACGUUCUAAUGAGGAAAACAUUGUAUCUUGCCAAUAUUAUCAACACCAAAAUGAUAGUUUAUAUGGUGCUUGGCUAGCAAGGUGCAUUGGUGCUCUAAUGCAUCAACAUAUGGUACUUCAGGACAUAAUGUUUCACUUCUUUCUUGAUUUCUAAAUGGAUCUUUGGUCACUUCUAGUGAUCUUAGGAUCCUAAUGUUAUUGGAUGAACACAAUUCGUUCAUGCAAAAUUACUUUCCCACUUUUUCAACAUUACCUUCCUUGCCCAUUAGAAGGAUCUUAAAUCCUUCAAUUUAACUUAUGUCUCGAAGCAAUCAACUGCUUUAGGAAGCUCUUCAGGAGAUCCAAUAAUAGUCAUAUCAUUAACAUAAUAUGAGAUCGUAAAAAAAACUUAACUAACACAAAUUGAUGCAAGCAAUUCUUUCAUAUAACGAAAGAUAAUAACAAAACUCACAUCAUAGAAACAUAUGAACUAGACAAAGCACACUCAUAAAACACAACUCAUACUUUAAAGUAAAUCAUAACUCAUAAAUCAAUAAUUUAAAAUCCUUGAAACACAUAGAGACAACACAACUAUAUAUGCACAAUGCAAAUACUCAUAUGCACUCUAUCUGAAAUUAUCCUUUUAAGGUCCAUUCACCCUACAGUUGUAGGUGUUCACUUAGACGAGUAUUUCACAUUCGUCUAUAUUGUCUCAACCUAUACAAGGGAUAGGCUAUAACAACAAUUUUCAAACAUUGAUUUGAAAAGGUAGUUGCAUCCACCACAGGGGAGUAUUGCCCUUCAAACAAUGAUAGGUCUCUUCGAGAAACCCAUUGCAAAACAUUAUGCGAUAUCUCUCACAAUUUCAUACUUUCCAAUAGCACAAAAAUUUGUUUGUAUCCCGCUAGUUUUGCCCUUUAUUAGGUGCAAGGACUUUUGGUCCUUAAACUUUAUGUUCCUUGAGCAAGUUUCAUGAUUUCUUUCUAUAUUGGCCAAUAACAUCAUCAUUUGCAUGUAUCAAUAGAUUUUUUCUCUUGAUCCUCACUUGUACAUAUCAUAUCCAGUACUGAAGUACAACAAACAAAUUUCAUCGACAAUGAUUUCAUUACGGUUAUAGUAUUGUAAUCUAAUAUGGUUUUGAUAUCUCUUUGCUUUCAUAACUUUCAGAGACAUGUGUUCUUCUGGAACUAAAAUUAUAUUUUAUUCUUGGUUAGUCUUCUUGAGUUUUCAUGUCCUUGAGUUGACCAUUCUAAUUACAACUCCUUUUCUUUCUCGAGGAUGUUUAUCAUUGGAACCGAUUGGUCUAUCACGCUUCAUGCGCUCUCUUUCAUACACAUUUUUUUAUAUUAGAGUAUCCAACAAGGAUGUCAAAUUUAGUUGGAGCAUUCACAGCUAGUAUAUGUGACUUGGUCACUUCGUAUGGCCAGUAAAGGCAUUUGAUAGUUGGUAACGAUAAUUCAUCUUAUGAACUUCAGGUUCAUGUUUCUUACUUUGAGGAUCAAAACUAGAUAAUGAUAACUCAUUCCAACUCAUCUCAUUGUCUAGCUGUUUUUUUUUUUCCCUCUCCCCCUUAAUGUUGGAAAAGUGAUUCAUCAAAACAAUAAUUUCGCAAAUAAAUUUUCCAUUUGGGAUUCAUACCCAACACAAAUUCUCAAUUUCCAACGAGAAUCAACUUAAGAUACUAUGGUGGAGCAAUUGGGAUGUAUGCGGCACACCCUGAUAUUCUCAUAUGAGAAAUGUUAGGUUUUUUACCAAAAUCAUUUGUAAAAGGGGGGAACUUAUGAUAACUUGUUGGUUAGAUGUGAACCAAUACUAUCACUUGCCAGCUAGCAUGUCCUCGACAAGAGAUCAGAAGGCUUAGUUUGUUCUCUUAUGCAAAGUGAUGUUUGAUUGGAUAAUCAUAAACAUGUAUCCAUAGUGAGGCAAUCAAUCUCGCAAACAUCGGGUUGCGAUUAGAUAAAAUAAAAGUGAUCAUAUAAAAUCUCAAGAGAUUUGCCAACUCUUAUACAAGCUCUGAUCAAUUGUUCUAUUCUCCUUGAGAACAAACAUGGCAUAAUAACUCUUUUAGUUGAAGAGUUCUUUGAUUUCUCAUAUGAUGUUCUCAUGAAUUCUCAAAGAACUUUUUUCACAUCAAGAUCCGGGAUGGUCUAACCGGACCAACCAAUUAUCAAGUUAUCAAAUCUUGUAAACUUCUGGUUUACACUUUUAUGUGUACGGAUUGUACUAAUAUACAUGUAGUACAUAUUUGAAAUGCAAAUAUUAGUUUCACUAUUUUCUUGAUAAGAUAUUCAUUUUACAAAUAUCCUUUUAAUUGGGAAAUGCAUCAUCACUAGGUAGUUUGGUUCCUUCAGGCCACAAAAUUAGCUCCUUUAAAGCUUUACCAUAUUUUGUACCAUAUUCCACCCUUCCGGGGACUUAUGAUUUGAUGCAUUCUUAGUAAACACAUAUUCAUAGUGAAUAUCAUCACAAAUUAUUAUCACGAGUACAUAAUUUAGUUACUUCAAGUAACCGCAAACAUAAGCUUUUUAGAAGCUUUUUCUCAUUUAUGUACUCUACCAUAUAGUUUAUAUGGAAUUUUUCUAACAAUCAUACUUUACAAAAACAUACUAAAAUAAUAAAUGAGAAUAUUUCAAACUUAAGACAAAAAUGAUGAAUUUAUCAAGUUAAUUAUUCUAGAUAAAGGUUAUCAAAUUAAAUUAUGCAUGAAAAAUAACGUCACAAUAAAACAUAAAAGAAAUAAGAAUCAUAAUACUACAAUUGUGAAAAUUAAAUAAGCUUUAUUUGG